This is a messenger RNA of Trichogramma pretiosum, 903 nucleotides long. RefSeq lists its product as uncharacterized. NCBI's taxonomy places the organism in Eukaryota, Metazoa, Arthropoda, Insecta, Hymenoptera, Trichogrammatidae. The coding region runs from base 1 to 903 and encodes 300 amino acids. The record is from RefSeq and is a predicted model, not a curated record. The transcript has a single exon.
AUGACUUUCCUCUUCAACAACACAUACUUCAAGUUUAAUAACACAUUUUACAGACAUUUAUAUGGCACACUGAUGGGUAGUUGCAUUUCCUCGCUUACAGCAGAUCUAGCAAUGGAUGACUUGGAGAAAUGGUGCUUGAAGGAGUUGAAAAAACAGAAAAACCAAUCUGCGUCGCAUCCAGGACUGUCAAAAGCAGAACAAAGAUACGCAGUCAUACACAAAGAAGCUCUAGCAAUAUAUUGGAGUUGCAAGAAGUUCUACCAGUACCUACGUGGUCGACACUUCGAGUUGUACUGCGAUCGUAAGCCACUGAUGGCUAUAUUAGGCGAGAAGCGAGACAUCCCCCAGAUGAUAGCCGGACAGUUGCAGCGCUGGGCCUGCUUCCUAAGCGGAUUUGACUACACUUUCAAUUAUGUGAAGGGUAAGGACAACGGCGGAGCAGAUGGUUUAUCGAGGUUGCCAAUCACCAGUCAAGAAUCUGAAGAACCUGAAAUCGACUACGUAAGAUUCAUCAUCGAAGACAAAUUGCCAGUGGAUCAUGCACAAAUCAAGAAAGCAACGCGCACUGAUCCAAUACUAAGUAAAGUGUUUAUGUACACACGAGAUGGUUGGCCCGAAAGUAUCGACGACGCGUUAAAGCCAUACUUUCACCAUUUAUCAGAAUUAAGCAUCAAUCAAGAUUUACUUAUAUGGGGCUACAGAGUCCUAAUUCCAAAAAAACACCGCCUCAGAACACUUGAAGAGCUACACUCAAUGCACCUGGGUGCGAGUAAGAUGAAAGCUAUGGCUAGGCAGUAUUUUUGGUGGCCUAAAUUGGAUACAGAUAUCGAGCAGUACGCCAAAAGCUACGACGUCUGCAACACUUAUGCACCAAAUCCGAAUAAGGCCGAGCUUUUUAAAUAA